AAUGCAAGCAAUAAUUCAAUCAGGUCAACAGAUUCAACCAAGCACUGCGCCAAAACAAGCAGAGAUUCCAGUAAGAAAUCCUCCCCCAGCUAUAGCACCGGGCCCAAGGAGCAAUUAUCUUGAUUCGAAUCCACGUUUUCCGCCAGUGGCUCAGAAUCCAGUUCCACCUGUACCAGUGAAUCCGCUAACAUUGCCACCGCCGAGCUCGUCGCAGUUCCCUGGAUUUCCAGUGAUGAAUAACCCCUACGGGACGAUGUAUUUUCCAAAUAUUCCUGACAUGCCGUCAUCUGGUGCUGAUUAUCAGUUUGCGCACCCUCAGGGAGGAGUCUUUAUCAACAACCCAGUCAGGCAUCCGAACUUUGGUUUGAAUGUACAGCCGUGUGCUUGGCAAGCAUCCGAGCAGCACCCGCCUACAGUUCCACCAACAGUGUCAGCAGAUUUGGGUAAAGGAUUUCCUCAUGCUACAGGUCGCAUGAUUACGCCACAGCAACUGGCGGCGCGUCAAGUUGUCUCUAGAGACCUCCCCAAGUUUUCCGGGGACCCACUCGAGUGGCCCAUGUUCUUGAGUGCAUUUGAAUCGACAACGGCCAUGUGUGGCAUACAACCCGACGAGAACCUUGCUAGGCUACAGAAAAGUCUUGUUGGUAGCGCUCGCGAAAAGGUUCAGAAUAUUCUAACGCUGCCGGAUGCAAUCCCGGAAAUUAUCGACAUCCUACGAGCCGAGUGUGGAAGGCCAGACCAAAUUGUAUACUGUCUGCUAUCCAAGAUCCGGAAAACCGCUCAGCCGUCUGUGACGAAAUUGGAGACGCUUGUGACGUUCGGCAGAGAGGUACGCAACAUGGUGACGUACAUGCAGUCAGCGAAACUGAACACCCAUUUGGACAAUCCACUAUUGCUGGCAGAGCUUGUUGCUAAGCUUCCACCCGACUUGCAGCUACAAUGGGGUAUGAAGUUAGCAGCUCUUCCGGAACCAUCGCUUGGCGAUUUCUGUGCGUUUGUGUCGGCUUAUCGAACAGCGGCAUGCAAGGUGAAAUUGACGUCGGAUGUUGGUCUGAAUGAAAAAGCCACAAAAGGUGUUGUGAGAAAGGAGAAGCCAGUUUAUUUGAACGCACAUUCCGCCUCCGUGUCCUCAGCGCCUGGACCACCGGCUUCGAAAGUUACUCCGGAGCUAAAGCCGUGCCUGAUGUGCAAAAGUACAACGCACAGAGUCCGAACUUGUAAGCAGUUCGAAACGUUGCCGCUCGAAAAGAAGCUGAGGUUCAUCAGCGAAACGGGAAUGUGUAGGCGUUGUCUGGCGCCGCAUGGAAGGUGGCCUUGCCGAAACAAGCAGCCUUGCGGGAUCAAUGGAUGCCCUGAGCCCCACCAUAAACUGCUACAUCCAGGAAGUUGUUCGACUCUCAAGAGUCAAGGAUCGGAAUCUUCUGUAUCGGUAACUGCCCAUCAUCAACACCAGCAAGGCACCACAUUCUUCAAAAUACUUCCGGUGACUCUUCACGCGAACGGGAAGUCGGUGUCCACAUUUGCUUUUCUGGACGACGGAUCCGACCUGACGCUGGUCGAAGACGAACUUAUCGACGAACUGGGCUUGGUGGGCGAAAGAAUUCCGCUUUGCUUGCAGUGGACUAGUAACGUCACGAGAAGUGAGAGUAACUCUCGUAAGGUCGAGAUAGGUAUCUCAGGUGCUUCGAACAAUCGCAUCCAUCAGCUGGCGAACGUAAGAACCGUUGAGAGCUUGGAAUUACCGAAGCAGAGCCUGGAUUAUGAGAGUCUCUCGAAGCAAUUCCCCCAUCUGUGUGGACUUCCCAUCAGCAGCUACCGGACGGCCGUGCCACGAAUUCUUAUCGGUGUCGACAAUGCCCAGCUCAACUUAGCUUUGAAGAAGAGGGAAAGAUCCGGAGGAGAACCUAUUGCUGCUAAAUUUCGCCUCGGAUGGGCAAUAUUCGGUGGAAGAAGAGCACCUGAAACGAUAGGUAGUGCUUUCAUUCAUGUCUGCGAGAGCUCCAAUAGCCGCGAGCUCCAUGAACCGGUCCAGCAGUAUCUUGAAUUCGAAAACCUGGCGAUAUCCGGAUUGAUACCACCCGAAUCCGAUGAAGAUCGACGGGCCAGAAGAUUACUCGAAAAGACGACAGUUCGUAUACCAUCCGGAAAGUUCCAAAAUGGAUUGUUUUGGAAAAGCGAUGAGCCGGUUUUUCCGAACAACUUUACCAAGGCAGUACGUCGACACGGUUGUUUUGAAAGGCGCUUGCUGAAAGAUCCCGAACUGAAAACUAAUAUUGACAAACAAAUCAACGAUUAUCUACACAAGGGGUACGUUCACAAAGCAACGUCAGACGAGCUCCGCAACAGUGACGACGGAAAGAUUUGGCACCUGCCAAUCAGCGCAGUGCGACAUCCGAGCAAGUUAACAAAGGUGCGUGUAUUCUGGGAUGCUGCGGCUACGUAUGGAGGAAUCUUUCUGAGCUCCCAGCUUUUGUUCCAGUUGAUUAUUCGUUCGGCAGAUAGAAACGCACAACGAUAUUUGUAUCAGGAGAAUUCAGAAGCUGCGCUCGACGUGUACAUGGACGUCGCAACGUUCGGGGCAACGUGCUCCCCGUGUUCAGCACAGUUUGCUAAGAAUGGAAACGCCCAGGAACAUAAAGAUCGUUAUCCGGAAGCUGCUGAAGCAAUUGUUGACAACACAUAUUUUGACGAUUUCCUUGCGAGCUGUGCCAUUGAAGAGGCAACGAAACUGGCUUUGGAAGUGAGUCUGGUCAACCGAUCAGUUGGUUUUGAGAUACCUAGUUGGCAGUCGCACUCCAAACACGUUCUGAAACGGGUUGGGGUGACUACUGGAGAUAAUUUUGUAGUCAACAUGGAAAAUUGCUCGCGGUGUGGUGGUCUACCCAACAGAAUUGCUAACCUGCAUCAUUUUGUGCACCGCUUUAAGCGCUUCAAACGGGAUCCUGUGGAAUCUAGUGAGUCCUGUGGUGGUCUGAAUCGUGAUGAUUGUGUGUCGGCGGAAACAGCCAUUUGGCGGGCUGUACAGCGACAGGUGUUUGCAGGAGAAAUUCAAGCGUUUAGAAGCAGUUCUGAGCCUUCACCGAAGCGGUGGAAGCGUAUCGGCAAGGGAAGUGUCCUAGCGAAGCUAUCAUCGAUGAUCGAUGAGUCCGGUGUUCUCCGGAAGGCGAGCAGAAUCGAUCACCUAGCGGCUCAUUAUUCGUUCGAAGUUCGAAAUCCUGAGAUAGUACCAAAAAAUCAUGAUGUAAUCACUUCUUUGAUGCUGCGAUUUUACCAAAGGUACGGUCAUGCCAAUUCCCAGACGGUACUGAACGAGAUCAAGCUACGUUACUACAUUCCCCGGAUGAGAGCCAGUUCGGAGAAGGCAUUCAAGACUCUCUCGCACCAUCAAAGGCUAGACGAUGAAGGACUGCGAACAUUGCUCUCGGAAGCAGAAUUGAUAGUCAACUCCCAUCCGCUGACGUUCGUGCCGCUGGAGGAUCCCAAGGAAGAAGUGCUGACUCCAAAUCAUUUCCUUUGGCUAAGUUCCGGCGAGGACAGCAAACCACCAAGGGUACCAAUCGACGAUGUUACACCUCUUCGACCAAACUGGAAGGUUAUUCAACACUUAACAAACCAGUUUUGGAAGCGCUGGGUGCAAGCUUACCUACCUACUAUAGCCUGCAGGACGAAAUGGUUCGCGGAAACGCGGCCGCUGAAGGUCGGCGAUCUAGUGGUCAUCGUAGACGAGUCCGUGCGCAACGGAUGGCUCCGAGGUAAGGUGGUGAGGACUUAUCCAGGACGAGACGAACAAGUUCACAAGGUCGACGUGGAGACUUGCGACGGAUCUACUCUUCAAAGACCAGCGGUAAAGGUUGCUCUGUUGGACGUGCAGGAGGAGAGUAAAGUCGAUUGACUACGACGUUACGGGUUGGGGUGUUAGUAGAACUGGCAACCUUGGUACGGGAUCGGACAAACGUCAACGCGUUGGCGCCGAAAAAGAAUUGUCAUUGUUAGAAAAUUGAUCGAAACUGCGACACGUUUUUUCUUGACCUGGCAGUUAGUUAGUUUGUAGUGAAUUGUUUUUAGCGAAAACAUAGGUGGAAGCUAUUUGGCCAGUUGCGCGUGAUUUUUGUGCUCGCGGUUUAGUGAGUCGGAAGAGGUUAGGUGAUAGAAAUUCCUUACUGCGCAAUUUGCCACUAAAAUAUUGUAUUUCCUUUGAUAGUUUGAGUGACCGUUCGGUUGUUCCGGUUAGGUGUACCGGGUUGAGCUCAAUUAGAGCGGUAGGAAAGAAAAAGCGUAAGUACGCAAGUGUACUUUUUAUUUACCCGAAGAUAAAUAUGAUUUUCGUCCAUUAGCUUCAAAUAGCCGGUGAUAUCCGACGGUUUAGGGUUGCCAGAGCUAGAGCUUAGGGUAAACGGCGAAACUUAUUUGUAAGUUCAUAAGAGAUUGUUUACAUUAUCAUCAUUUAAUAAUAAAUGUAUUUACAGUCGAGUUCGUUCGCAUACAACGUACUACGGAACAGUUUUUAUU
Uranotaenia lowii is the source of this 4509-nucleotide messenger RNA. RefSeq lists its product as uncharacterized. The record is from RefSeq and is a predicted model, not a curated record. Lineage: Eukaryota; Metazoa; Arthropoda; Insecta; Diptera; Culicidae. The coding region runs from base 2 to 3892 and encodes 1296 amino acids. The transcript has 2 exons.